Messenger RNA from Dendronephthya gigantea, 1206 nucleotides. Its product is annotated as ATP-dependent DNA helicase Q-like 1. The transcript has 2 exons. The record is from RefSeq and is a predicted model, not a curated record. Gene Ontology annotation, cellular component: chromosome; nucleoplasm; nucleus. The coding region runs from base 1 to 1206 and encodes 401 amino acids. Gene Ontology annotation, biological process: telomere maintenance; double-strand break repair via homologous recombination. Gene Ontology annotation, molecular function: nucleic acid binding; four-way junction helicase activity; 3'-5' DNA helicase activity. Lineage: Eukaryota; Metazoa; Cnidaria; Anthozoa; Malacalcyonacea; Nephtheidae.
AUGUUGGAAUUUAUUGCUUUUCUCUCAUGUUUGGAAUUUGCAAUUCUAAAUAGUCUGUAUAGCGACACCGUUUUAAAACCAAAGCAAGUCAUAUGCCUAGAGAGUGUUUUUUUGCAAAAAGACGUCCUAUGCGUAUUACCGACUGGUUAUGGCAAGUCUUUGAUAUUUCAUCUCGUGCUGAUGUUGUUGUUUGCAAAACACAAACUGGACAGCGACUUUAAUUUUGUUGGUUGGAAGCCCAGAGAAUUUAUCCCUGAAGAUGUUAAUACGAUCGUUAUUGUAGUCUCACCAUUGAACGCUUUGAUAAGUAAUCAAAUCUCACGGCUAAACUUAAGUGGUAUUCGAGCUUCUGUUCUGUCGGUAAAGGACGGCUCAACCGCCGAUAUUAUUGAAGAAGAUACAGAGAACAUUGUAAACAUGGAAUUGGAUUUCAGCCUUUGCGAAGAAGAAAAGCUGCGGAAUGGCUGUUAUCAUAUCAUUUUUACCCAUCCUGAAUCAUUUGUAACGAGUAAAUAUGGUCGAGAGUUAUUGUUAACGAAAGCGUACAGAGAAAAUGUUGUGGCUAUUGUCGUAGACGAGGCUCACUGUAUUCUAGAUUGGGGUUCUGACUUCAGAAAGGAUUAUUCCAAACUUGGUGCUUUAUGUGCAUUUUUCCCAGACGUGCCUGUUGUUGCAAUGACAGCAACAGCCAGUCAUGCAGACAUGAAAUGCAUAAAGGAGUCACUGGGAUUAAAAAAAUGCAAGAUUGUGAUGGCAAAUCCAGACAGAGCAAACAUUUUUUAUAAAAAAGUUUUAAAACAUGGUAAUGAUGCUGAUGCUGUUGAAUCCAUAUUAAUUCCAAUGGCAAAGGAUCUGUUGAGGAUGAAGAUUGAAUAUCCCCUCACAGUUAUUUACAUAUCAUUAAAAUUUUGUGGGCUCACAUAUAAGUUAUUUGAACAUGUGCUGGUAAGUGAACAAUAUUUCCCAGUUGGAUCACCUCCCAUUCUUUCAAAUAGAAUGUUUGCUCAAUUUCAUGCACCACAGACCAGUCAAAUGAAAGAUGAAAUACUCAAACAGCUAUGCUCGACAAGAGGAACCAUCCGUAUUGUGUUUGCAACUGUUGCAAUGGGGAUGGGUGUGGAUAUUCCUGAUAUUCGCAAUGUCAUUCAUGUAAGCCCUCCAUGCACUUAUAAAGGCAUAUUUCCAAGAAACUGGACGUGCUGGUAG